UUCAAGCUUUCCUGGCUGUACCCCGACACCGUUACCUUGGGUUUCUGGUGGGUGGGGGUUUCCAAGGUAACCGUAGAGCGGGGUGGGUCCCAGGUUGUAGAAAGCGAAGCCCGGAAGUGACGUAUUUACCAUGCGCCCACGGUAAGAGGCUUCGAAGAUGGCGGCGCGCAAAGGCCGGAGGCGCACGUGUGAAUCCAGGGAGCCCAUGGAGACCGAGUCCUGUGACCCAGGUUCCGAGGGCCCGCCUCAGGUCUACCUUCCCGGCCGGGGCCCGCCGCUGCGUGAAGGAGAAGAACUGGUCAUGGACGAGGAGGCCUACGUGCUGUACCACCGUGCGCAGACCGGCGCCCCGUGUCUCAGUUUUGACAUAGUCCGAGAUCACUUGGGCGACAACCGGACAGAGCUCCCUCUUACGCUCUACCUGUGUGCGGGAACACAGGCCGAGAGCGCCCAGAGCAACAGACUCAUGAUGCUUCGCAUGCACAAUCUGCAUGGGACCAAGCCCCCACCCUCAGAGGGCAGUGAUGAGGACGAUGACGAUGAAGAGGAUGAAGAAGAGCAGAAGCCUCAGCUGGAGCUGGCCAUGGUUCCCCACUAUGGUGGCAUCAAUCGAGUUCGGGUGUCAUGGCUAGGUGAGGAGCCUGUGGCUGGGGUGUGGUCAGAGAAGGGGCAGGUGGAGGUGUUCGCACUACGGCGUCUCCUGCAGGUGGUGGAUGACCCCCACGCCCUGGCAGUCUUCCUUCGGGAUGAGCAGGCCAGAGUGAAACCAAUCUUCUCCUUUGCUGGCCACAUGGGUGAGGGCUUUGCUCUGGACUGGUCCCCCCGUGUGCCUGGUCGUUUGCUAACUGGUGACUGUCAGAAGAAUAUUCAUCUUUGGACACCAACAGAUGGAGGCUCCUGGCAUGUGGACCAGAGGCCUUUUGUGGGACACACACGUUCUGUGGAGGAUCUGCAGUGGUCACCAACGGAGGACACGGUGUUCGCCUCUUGCUCAGCUGAUGCCUCUAUUCGCAUCUGGGACAUCCGGGCAGCCCCAGGCAAGGCCUGCAUGCUCACCACAGCCACUGCCCAUGAUGGGGAUGUCAAUGUCAUCAGUUGGAGCCGCCGGGAACCCUUCUUGCUUAGUGGCGGGGAUGAUGGGGCCCUCAAGGUCUGGGACCUGCGGCAGUUCAAGUCUGGCUCCCCAGUGGCCACCUUCAAGCAGCAUGUAGCCCCUGUGACCUCCGUGGAGUGGCACCCUCAGGACGGUGGGGUCUUUGCAGCCUCAGGUGCCGACAACCAAAUCACACAGUGGGACCUGGCAGUCGAGCGAGACUCAGAAGCAGGUGAGGCAGAGGCCGACCCAGAGCUGGCAGCACUCCCCCAGCAGCUACUCUUUGUGCACCAGGGUGAGACGGACCUGAAGGAGCUGCACUGGCACCCACAGUGCCCCGGGGUCCUGAUCAGCACUGCGCUGUCUGGCUUCACUGUCUUCCGCACCAUCAGUGUCUGAGGUUCGGCCUCACCUUGGCUGUGCUGAACUGGAGUGUGUCCCCAGGUGGGAUAUGUCACACAAAUGGAUAUGGACAGCCCCCAAGCAAGAUCUUGUUUGGCUCACUGGAACCUUACAAGAUGGAGUCUCCUGAGCUCAUGGACCUUAGAAGACUCAGUUUGAUCCUCUGUUUUGUAUGCCACGAAUACCAGAAACCUGGCUUGGGUAAAGACUCCACCUGUCACAAGGCUUGGGGGUCCAGCUGUGGUCUCCAUGUGGGAUUUUCUUCAGCUUUAACACCUUGCUUGACUUUGACUUCUGGCUCCGAUCCAGUUCUGGCUGUUGGUUGCACCAGGGACUUCAAGGGCUUUGCUGUGGCUGGGCCAAGUUUGACAUCUUAGUUCUUCCAUUUUGCCCCUUGCCAUCUGGUGGGCUUGGCUGAGACCUGUGGAGGGGCAGCGCAGGCUCCCCUCCUCUCUGUCCUGCUACCUAGCCCUGUGCCGGUGGAGGAAUAAGACUAGUGAGGGAGCCAGGCACACGCCUGUAAUCCCAGCAUUUGGGAGGCAGAGGUAGGAGGAUCACUGUGAGUUCAAAGCCACCCUGAGACUACACAGUGAAUUCCAGGUCAGCCUGGCUAGACUGAGGCCCUACCUCG
This is a messenger RNA of Jaculus jaculus (lesser Egyptian jerboa), 2126 nucleotides long. RefSeq names its product glutamate rich WD repeat containing 1 (gene Grwd1). The record is from RefSeq and is a predicted model, not a curated record. Gene Ontology annotation, molecular function: protein binding. Lineage: Eukaryota; Metazoa; Chordata; Mammalia; Rodentia; Dipodidae. Bases 158 to 1492 code for a protein of 444 amino acids. The transcript is spliced from 7 exons.